Pollicipes pollicipes is the source of this 3091-nucleotide messenger RNA. Its product is annotated as tripartite motif-containing protein 67. The transcript has 10 exons. Lineage: Eukaryota; Metazoa; Arthropoda; Thecostraca; Pollicipedomorpha; Pollicipedidae. Gene Ontology annotation, biological process: axon guidance. Bases 1 to 1791 code for a protein of 596 amino acids. The record is from RefSeq and is a predicted model, not a curated record. Gene Ontology annotation, molecular function: protein binding; zinc ion binding. Gene Ontology annotation, cellular component: neuron projection.
AUGGAGUCGGAACUUCAGUGUCCGGUGUGUCUGCGCCAGUUCAGCCAGCCGGUGCUGCUGCCGUGUGCGCAUCCGGUAUGUCUGGGCUGCGCCCGCUCGCUGGCGCGCGGCGCGGACGACGAGCUGGACAAGCUGUCCGAGUACAGCGAGGCGGACAGCGGUGUCUGUCAGCUGUGCGAAUCGGAGCCGCGGCCGGCGGCCGUGCUCUGCCAGCAGUGUCAGGUGCACUACUGCACCGACUGUCAGCGCCGCUGCCACCCACGGCGCGGACCGCUCGCCACCCACAGCCUGCUGCCGGCGGCGGCGGCCGCGCCGACGGCGGCGCCGGCCGACCCGCGCCGCUGCUGGCGGCACGCGCCGGCGCACUGCGACCUCUUCUGCGCCGCCUGUGACCAGGUGACCUGCGCCGAGUGUCGGCGCGACGGCGGCCACGCGGGUCAUGACCUGCUGCCGCUGGCCGACGCCGUCAAAAGCCAGAAGACGGCGCUGUCUCAGACACUGCAGUCACUCUCGGAACGGGCAAAGUCUGCCACCGAGGUCAUCCACCGGCUGCGGCGGGCGCCCGAAACGGUCGGCGAGUCGUGUUCGGCCCUGGAGCAGGCCAUCACUGAGCAGUGCGACGCCCUGGUGGCGGCCGUCAUGGCGCGGAAGCAGCGCCUGCUGGGCCACGUGCGCCAGGAGCGGCAGCGGAAGACGACGGCGGCGCGAGAGCAGGUCACCUCCUGGACAGGCCAGAUUCAUCGCACCACCGGCCUGCUGCGCUUCUGCAUCGAGACGCUGAAGGAGCCCAACAGCGUGGCAUUCCUGCAGAUGGGUGCUACCCUUCAGGGCCGCGCAGACUCCGUGCUGCAGAGUCUGGACGAGGAACUGAAGGCGCUCUCCCAGUCGCAGUCGCAGUCGCAGUCGCAAGUGGAGCUGACACUGGACACGAGUGCUGUGGAGCAGGCCAUCAAGCAGAUGUCUUUUAUGCAGAUGAAACCACCCGGCGCGCCUGUGAUCGUGCACGACGAGUGCUGCUCGGAGAACAACAGUGUGGUGCUGUCGUGGCGCGCCGACCCGGCCAGCUUCGUGGAGGGGCACCUGCUGGAACUGGACGACGGCAACGGAGGACCGUUCGCGGAGGUGUACUGUGGCCAGCAGACGGUGUGCACGAUAGACGGGCUCCACUUCAACUCGGUGUACAAGGCGCGUGUGCGGUCCUACAACGCUACUGGCACGGGGCCACACAGCCCGCCGGUCUGCCUGCAGACGGCAGAAGUGGCCUGGUUCGUGCUGGACCCGGCAGUGUCGCACCCCCAGCUCCGCUUCUCGGACAGCAACGGUGCCGUCAGCUGCGACAGCUUCGAGCCCUGCGUCGCCUUGGCAACGACCGGCUUCUCGCGUGGCGUCCACUACUGGGAGUUCACGCUGGAACGUUACGAUGGCAACGCCGACCCGGCGUUCGGCGUCGCUCGCCUUGACGUCACCAAGUCGCAGAUGCUGGGCGCCGACUCGCUGGGCUGGAGCAUGUACAUCGACGCGCAGCGUUCGUGGUUCAUGCACGCCGGCCGGCACGAGGGCCGCCAGGAGGGUGGCGUGCGCACGGCGGCCGUGGUGGGCGUGCUGCUAGACCUCGGUCAGGGCCAGCUCAGCUUCUUCGUGGACGGACGGCCGCAGGGUCCACCAGCCUUCACAGACCUGGCGGGAACGCUCUACCCCGCCGUGAGCAUCAACCGCAACUGCAAGGUGCGUCUGCGCACGGCGCUCGAGCCGCCGAGCGACCAAUCAGGCACGGACAGCGACGGCUGCUAGCCAAUGGCGCGGCGCGACGUCGGCCGACGGCGCGGACACGAACAGAGCUGCGGGCGACUGAGGUCCGCGGCUGGAGGCAGGCGACCGGACGAGGAGUGUCGUGGAUGGGCUGACCUCGGCCAGACCCGACCCCGUGGACCAGCGACGGACGUGGAGCCGGUCAGCUGGGGAGCUGGUGGACGCGUGUACUGCCCUGCGCCACGCCACGUUCCAGCUCCCCAGUCCCAGAGAUGAGCAGCGCGUGGGCUGCCGGCCGCAUGUGCCUUCCCUGCCCACUCACUCCAACGGCAAGUGCCGAGAAUGUAAUGAGUUCGCGCUCGAUUCCGUUCGCAAAGCAAGGGCAACUGGGCAGGUGUAACGGGGUCAGAGCCCGACUUCCGGCCCCCAUCUGAGCUUGGCUGUCUGCGCGUGGGACACCGCUGGCGCGUUCCAACUGGCCCCGAUUGGAUCAGAUCUGGCAGCGGCGCUGGCGGCCGGCCGGACGGGCCGAGUUGGAGCAGCCUCUCCCUGAAGAGCAGGGCGCCCUUGCCUUGUACUGGCGAAGCUGCGCGAACGGUUCUCUGUACUUGUUGAUAGUUAUGUGAUCAUGUCGUUGAUCAUUCUGAUCGUUUUAUGCACGUUUGCAUUAUGCACGUUGUGCAUCUUUUUGAGAGCACGCGCACUGCAGACCUUGUUAUUUGUUGAAGUUCAGCAUCAUCGUGGUGGUCGGCAUUGUGUCAGGAUCUCCUCGCUCACACUAGAAUAAUUGUGAGCACUUCAUACACCAUCAUAGCUCUUACCACUGCUUACCGCUCGCGCAUGAGAGCGGUUUCCUACACGAACAAAGCCGAGCCGGGCGACGGCGAUCUUGCCGAGCAGGUAGGUCAUUGACCCGGCGAGUUUGUGUUCAUUGUCUACCGCUGUCCUGAGCCAGGGCUUCACGAGUGACAUCUGUUGAUGCCGUGUGUGUAUUUUUUCAUGUUGUACUAUCGCCUGUGCCCCCUCCCCCGUCCGUCCAGGCAAGGCGUCUGUGAAGCUAUAAUUAAGGCUGGCUCGGUGCGCCGCCGGUCACUAGUACGGUGUGACUCGCUCGGCGGCAGGGUGUGCCGACAGGCGGCGAAAGUUGCGGUGGACGCCUCCCACGGCUGUCAAAUUCAAUUGGGGCUCUUGCGGCCUGGUUACACAUUGUGCGGUGGGAGGUGCAGCACACACGUGAUACGCGAGCGAGCCUUACAGCCGCCGCUGGGCGCACUAUUUCACUGCCAGGCACUUUUGUACGUUUGCGAUGAGCGCGUCGAUAAUAAAUGCGCAUUUUCUGCGG